Bactrocera neohumeralis is the source of this 1090-nucleotide messenger RNA. RefSeq lists its product as uncharacterized. The transcript is spliced from 4 exons. The record is from RefSeq and is a predicted model, not a curated record. NCBI's taxonomy places the organism in Eukaryota, Metazoa, Arthropoda, Insecta, Diptera, Tephritidae. The coding region runs from base 85 to 912 and encodes 275 amino acids. Gene Ontology annotation, biological process: GPI anchor biosynthetic process. Gene Ontology annotation, cellular component: endoplasmic reticulum membrane.
CUAAUUUUAAGUCUAUUUUGCCGGUAUGUAGAGAUUGUGGUUUUUGUCGAAUUUUAUAAAUAUAAAUAUAUUUAAUAUAAAGAUAUGAUACCUGUUGCGAUAUACACUUUCUCAUUACUGCUUCUGUUGCCUAAAGGUCACAGUUGCAGCCAAUCGCCUACCAAACCUAUUGUGGGUUUGCAAUUAAGCGAUACUGGAAUGCAUCGCGAUCUUAUAUACACUGUUCAGUUUACUAAUGCGUUAUAUGACAAAAGCUGUGAAUACAUUCUUGAGCAGCUCCUUCCUGCUGGUGUCUACAUUAGUGUUGAUCAAAUUGGUGAUUUAAAACGAUUACAGAAGAUAAAUGGUAUUUUUCCGGAAUUCGUUGAUAUUGAAGCGCCAACAGAGAAAUCUAAAUCUUUUACUAUCAUGUUAAACGGUGUGCCACAAUCAACGGAUGCCAUUAAAUUGCCCAUACAUUAUCGCUACCACGCUCCGAGUAAAAAACAAAAUAAAUUCGCCACUGUUGAGAUACCCAUUCCGAAAUUGUAUAUACAGUGCAAAACGCUUGAAGACAACUCUAUUGAAGAAUUUUUGGAGACAGCAUCUAAAUAUAAUUAUUGCCUAAAUGAACGUAGCAUAAGUUUUGAAACCAAAAUUAAUGAAAAUAAUAGUAAUUCAUCUCCAAAAUCAAAUCUUGCUGUAUACGAAAAUUGUGACUGGUAUUUAGUUGACGUUCAUUUCCAACUUAAAACGGAUUUACGAGCUGACAUACCUAUAGGAAAUGAAAAGGCUUUCCCUCCUAUUUUAUAUGCUACAAUAAUUAUAAGUUGGAUUAUAUCGUUAUAUACAGUGUUUCGCACACAUGCUAUACCUCGACGCAUUAACUAUAAAUUAGAAGAACAACGAAUUUUGCAAAACAAAAUGAAGUAACAAUGAUAUACCAGUUAUAUGUAUGUUAAGUAUUAUUGUAUUUUAAAUUUCAGCACAGCAUUCUGAAAAAAUUUUCCAAAGCUUUUCAAUUACAUAUAUUUAAUAAUAAGUUUAUCUACAAGUCAAAGAUAACUAAUAGUAAUAAACAAUAAACCAUUACAUAUUAAUUAACACAAAA